GAAUAGAAUGGAAAAAGAUCCUCUAGUUCAGAGCCCUGGUGGGCAGAGACCUCUGGGAGUGCUAGCUCAUUGAAGGAGUGCGCAGGCGCAGGCUGCGUGGCUCGCCAUCAUCGCCUUUGUCUGGACCAGCUUCCUGUAUACCCCGGGGACCCGGAGUUUCUCUACCCCCCCAAACCUCUCUGAGUGCUGAGAGGCUUCAGUCUGGAUUGCAGCCUCCGCUUGGACUUUCAGAGAUAGCAUCUGACUCCUGAAUCGCUUUACUCAUUGCAAGUUAAAAGUCUACAGAUCAAACAAAAACCCUGCGUGUCUGAGAAGAAACAUCGAUCUGCAGAAGCAGCCUCUGGAGUUUAGACACAGGAUCAGGACACAGGAUGAAAGACAUGUGAAUUAAGUCUCAUCUUUCUGUAUAGAGAUAGACUAACAACAAAUUCAGAAAACCUAGAAAACAAAGUAUUUCCCCUGGGCACAGACAGUGGUUCUGCAAGACUUCCUCCUAUAUAUGGGAUUCAGUUGAAGAGAAUUUGAAUUGUGAUUUACCCACAUUCAUCAUUUAUGAUCAUGAGAGAAACUGUAAGGAAGAACCACUAAUGCAAAGACUGUUCUGUUAUUUCAAUCCCUUGUAACCACAUCUCACGUAAAAAGUCUCUCAGAUACCUGGCUUCACUAAUAUUGAAAAGAAAUUUUAUUUAGUGACUCUGGCAAAUCUUCCAUCCAACCUCAGUAGAUGGUAGGAAAGAAUCCUCGUGUGAAACAGGAUGUUGGAAAGCCCCCAGCCUGAGUCAGAUCUUCUGCAUGAUGAACCUGAUCUUGGAGAGAAAGUUUAUGAAUGUAAUGAAUGUAAGGAAACCUUCAGCCUGGAACAGAACUUUGUGGAACAUAAGAAAGCGCAUAGUGGAGAGAAGUCACGUGAGUGCACCGGAUGUGGUGAAGCGUUCUCACAGGCCUCCUCACUGACUCUACAUCUGAGAAGUCGUGCACGGAGGGAAUCAUACAAGUGUGCUGAGUGUGGGAGAACCUUCAGCCAGAGAGGAAACUUCCUUUCUCAUCAGAAACAACAUACUGAAGAGAGACCCAGUGAAUCUAAGAAAACUCCCAUUCCCGUGACAACCGUCAUUAGAAAUCAGAGAAACACGGGGAAUAAACCGUAUGCAUGUAAGGAGUGUGGGAAAUCCUUUAAUGGCAAAUCAUAUCUCAAAGAACAUGAGAAAAUUCACACCGGAGAGAAACCAUUCGAGUGUAAUCAGUGUGGAAGAGCCUUCAGCCAGAAGCAGUACCUCAUUAAACACCAGAAUAUCCACAGUGGGAAGAAACCUUUUAAAUGUAAUGAGUGUGGGAAGGCUUUUAGCCAGAAAGAAAACCUCAUUAUACACCAGAGAAUCCAUACUGGAGAGAAGCCUUAUGAAUGUAAAGGAUGUGGGAAAGCCUUCAUUCAGAAAUCAAGCCUCAUCAGACACCAGAGAAGUCAUACUGGAGAGAAACCGUAUACAUGUAAGGAGUGUGGAAAAGCCUUCAGCGGCAAAUCAAAUCUAACUGAGCACGAGAAAAUUCAUAUCGGAGAGAAACCCUAUAAGUGUAAUGAAUGCGGGACGAUUUUCAGGCAGAAACAGUACCUCAUCAAGCAUCACAAUAUCCACACGGGCGAAAAGCCCUAUGAGUGUAAUAAGUGUGGGAAAGCCUUUUCUCGAAUUACAUCCCUCAUUGUACACGUGAGAAUCCACACAGGUGAUAAACCCUAUGAGUGUAAAAUCUGUGGGAAAGCCUUCUGUCAGAGUUCGUCUCUUACGGUACACAUGAGGAGCCAUACGGGAGAGAAACCCUAUGGCUGCAAUGAAUGUGGGAAGGCCUUUUCUCAGUUCUCAACUCUGGCUUUACACAUGAGAAUCCAUACCGGUGAAAAGCCUUACCAGUGUACUGAGUGUGGGAAGGCUUUCAGUCAGAAGUCCCAUCACAUUAGACACCAGAGAAUCCACAUUCAUUAAAGCUCUAAGGCCUUAGAUGUGCGGACACUUGAACAGCGUGUAUGGCUAGUGAUGUGUCCAAGGAUUCGUCUUACACUAAUGUUACACAAAUGUACGAAAUGCUUCUGUAGUGACUCAAACCAGAAAAUGCAAAGGUAUUUAAUAGGAUAGAUCAUAGUAUUAUAUACUUCCCAGACUCUUACAAGAAAUAUUAUUAGUAUUCUAAUUUUAGGAGUCCAGUGAUUCCAAUCAGGAUGGUCUUCUAAAGCUUGUCAACUGUAUUAAGAUAAUAUGAGCAAUAUAAAGGUUUGAAAUUAAGAGGCAAAAAUAUUUUUGAUAUAUGCUUUGGUAUAUAGAGUAUUUGUACAAAUCCUGUUUCAGAGAAGGCAUUUUGGGACAGAUCUCCCUAUGUACAUAGCCCAGGGUGACCUUAAACUCCCUAUGUAGCCCAAGUUGGCCUCAUGUUUCUUCUGAUCCACUUACUCAGCCUCCCAGUGCUGCAGUUCCAGAUAUCACCAUGCCAACUCAAGGUCUUUGUUGAUAAAAUUGUCUAAUUUUGAGGUCAGAACAGAAUAUUGAAUCUAGAAACGUGAAUGAAUUCCCAGAGGACUGAUGCUUGUGGCAGUAUCCCGGGUCAAUGGGAAAAUCGUGGAUGACUGAAAAAAUAAUCUCAGGAUAAUCAUGUGGGAAAAUAAUAGGGUUGACGUCAUCGUUGAUUUAGGAAUUGCGGUGUCUGCAGAAAGCAAAGCUUUGUGUCAGAAUUUUCUAGGGUAGUUUCUGAGACCUUGAGGUAGGAAACAAAUUGUAGAUUCUGGUUUCCUCAGCUAUUAUUCUUGAGCAUUUAUACUUAUAUCGGCAUAUAAGGAGCCGAUAUGCUUACGUAGGGAGUCAUGUACCAGUUAAUCUGUUCAUCACAGCAUAAAUGACAGUAGCAAAAAAAGUGGGCGCAGAUGUGUGUUGCUUACAGUGUCGAUGAAUAAAAUGUAAUGGUCUUACAGUAGCAUUUGCUAGCAGCUAAAGCACAACAGACGAAUCUAUCUAACAGCAAAAGAAAAAAAUGAACCAGUGUGAAGAAAAUUGAAGUGGUAGAUCUGUUGCAGGUUCCUGCAUUAAUACAACCAACUUACCACUCUGGUACUGAGCAUAUGGGAGACUCUUCUCUAAGACUAGAAUUGGGAGGAUAUGUGUUCAGUUCCUAAAACGUGGCUGUUGCUGUUAGAGUAACAAUGGAGUUCUGUGGAAACAAAGUUGUUGUCACAAAGCAGGGUCAGGCUGCUUCGGCUUUAGAGUCUUUAUAGUUAAAUAUCUACUCCCCAAAUAAAUGUAACAGACUGAUAGUUGGUUCUACAUUGUAGCAGCAUGUAUUCUUCGUGAUCUUGCUUAGAUAGAUAUGGAUGAGAGGGACACGAGGUCCAUAUUACCACAACUGCCUGUGUGUCCAUCCCAAGGCCUCUCGUGGCUCUCUGAAGCCUUGUAUGGUAUUUACUCUGCAUCAGGUUUUCCCUUGUACAAACAUACCUAGGAUGAUAUUUGUAAGCAUCACAAGAGUCUUCAAGUAAAAGAAUUACAGCUUCACUUUUGCAUCAAUAUUCUUGGGCUUUGGAAUUGUUGUUAAGUAAAAUAAAUGUUGCUGGGUAGUUUCUGCCCAUUGAUUGGAUUCAGACUAAUAAAAUUUGGAAAAGUCCUGUCCUGA
Grammomys surdaster is the source of this 3651-nucleotide messenger RNA. It is a transcript of the gene Znf260, whose product is annotated as zinc finger protein 260. NCBI's taxonomy places the organism in Eukaryota, Metazoa, Chordata, Mammalia, Rodentia, Muridae. The coding region runs from base 756 to 1979 and encodes 407 amino acids. Gene Ontology annotation, cellular component: nucleus. Gene Ontology annotation, biological process: regulation of transcription by RNA polymerase II. The transcript is spliced from 3 exons. Gene Ontology annotation, molecular function: DNA-binding transcription factor activity, RNA polymerase II-specific; RNA polymerase II cis-regulatory region sequence-specific DNA binding. The record is from RefSeq and is a predicted model, not a curated record.